UAAUGAUAUAAAUUUUAUUAUAUGAAUACAUAUGUAUGUAUGAAUGUAAUAUUCACAGCUGAAUGUCUCUGUCCUAUUCCUUAAAUAUAUAUCAAAGGUUUUUUCAACAUUAGUUUCAGACAGUUCAGCCGUCUUGCACAGUCUCAGAUUUCCUAGCCAUUUUGAGUCUAAUUGGGAUUUUUUAAUCGAUAAAAUGGCAAAUUUGAGCAUUUUUUAUCAAUAAAAUGGACCAAAUUAGAAUUUUUAUAUCAACAAAUAUUGACACAAUAUAGAUACAUAAGGUCUUUUCCUGGCCAUUUUGGGAAAAAUGCAAUUCAUAUGAAAAGUCCACUGCAUGAUGUGGGAAAACUAAUUUAAUAUAACUCUUCAAAAUCAUAUUAAUUUGUUAUAUACUUUGUUAGUUGUUUAUGAAAUAAAUUUGAGAUAUAUAUAACAUUAGAGAGUUCUUUCUUACAAAAAAAAAAAUAAAAAAAUAACUUCUGGAGGGCAUUUUUUCUACAAAAUUAGGGAAAAAUAUAAUUAUACUCUUUUUUUUAUAGGGGAAUGGGGCCCGAAUAUCAGCCCGAAAUUGCCAUAAAAAACACUGGUUAUUGAAUUUUAGAGUAUCUUUAUCAGACAGAUCGUCAAGGUGGAAAUUCAAAUCACCGGUUAAAAUGAUGUUUUUAUCUGUCGUUCCAUAUUUUGAUAAAAACUGGGACCAUUCUUCCUCUAAGGAAGUACUUGAUUUUAAACCAUUGUCGUUUGAUGGAGGUGGUCUGUAGAUCACAGCCAAUAGUAGACAAUAGUCUUUAAUCUUUACACUACAGUCCAUGUGUUCAAAGGUAGUGAAUUGUUUGUCUUUAGUUGAAGUCAAGACUUUUAUUUCAAUGCUAGUCUUGUGUAUUAGAGCAACACCACCCCCACGGCGACCAAUGGGACGUAGUACAUGUUUUAUUUGGUAGCCUUCAGAUAAGAGCUCGGUAAAGCAGGUUUUAUCUGUUGAUGUUUAUGUUCUGAUUUCGUUUCAGCUUAUAUUUACCGUCCCAUACUUGUAAAUUCUGACAAAUUACGUUAGUUAAAGAUGUUUUACAAAAAUCAAUCUACAGUAAAAAUUUCAGUUCCAAAAAUUCCACAGUUCCAAAACAAACUGCAUUUCAUUCAACAUUUUCAUAAAACCUUACCGUUAAUAACUAAAAAAAUUGGACAGUCACGAACAAUAACAUAUCUAUCUAUACGGUCUAACUCCCCUUGCAGGUAUUAUUGACAGGUGAUGAUCAUAUGAUGAUUGUUUCUUCAACAAACUGGCAGUAAGCAGACAAACUGGCAGUAAGCAGACAAACUGGCAGUAAGCAGACAAACUGGCAGUAAGCAGACAAACUGGCAGUAAGCAGACAAACUGGCAGUUUUUACAGCUAUAAUGCACUACAGGAAGCUUUUGAGUGGAGUUUGGAGAAAAUUUGGAGUGAGGUGUUUAACAUUUUUUGGGACAAGCCAAAGUAGAUCAGUGUAUCAGCGAUACCCAAAUUCGUUCCACAGCCAGUAUGAACAUCUUUGUGAGAACGGCUUGGCCAAGUUGCUGCAAUCCAUUGAUAUUGAGUUUGAUAAAAUCAAGUAUGAAAUACUGAAAGCAGAAGAACACAAGCAGAUUCCUGAGAAAAUGCGAGCUAAGGAUUGGCUAACAGUAAGAAAUUCUGACCAAUCACAGCUGUUGGCAUCAUAUUUGAAUAUAAAGACAGAACAAGAGACGUUGAAUAACUUGAGAACUUAUAGGAGUAAACUAAAACAGGAAAUAGAAAACACGUUAGAUGGUUUGGAUCAAGCUGGAUGUAAUCUUAAUUCCUUCAUGUGUGUGGAUAGAAACGCUUGGACUAAGUGUAUUCAGGAAAGAAAUGCAUGGAAAGAUAUUCACAGCUUAAAGUUUGGAAAACCUGUUAUCAUUUUCAAUAAAGGUGUAUGCAAUGAACAAUUUCAAUCUUUAACCUGUUUUCAUCCAUAUGUUUUUAUAAACAUGAAUAGAGCUCAUUUGAGUCCGUUGUGUAUAUAUUAUUUCCACUUCAGUGCUUCUGUGAAUGAAUCUUAUCCUUUUAUAAUGUGGCAAAAAGGCAACCUGACCGAAAGUACUAUUAUUGAGAAAGACAGAUUGGUAUACAUCAGUAAUGUCUCGGAAAACUUUUACAACCCGAAAAAUGAUGAUAUUCCUGUGUUAUUUAACCAGAGUUUUGCGAUAGGACAGCACUCCAUCCUUACUGCAGCAGAAAAGUUUGGGAUUCGACAUGCAUCUUUCCCUAUUGAAAAAUAUAUACACAUAGGAAAAGUGCCCCGCCACCCUGCCCUGGAUUUAACCGUUCCUCAGCAACUGGAGAUCCUUCGUGACCUUGAACUUGGUCUUUACUGGGAGACAGCCAUCACCAGGAAUAUCUUCUUUCCCCCAAGUAGCAUCACCAAGGCGUCCGAAAUAUACAAGCACAUACGCCAAAAACGGGAUGAGUUCAAUUACAAGUUGAUCAGUGAUCUGACAAUGGCGAUGACAGAGAAUUGCUAUUCUGAUGAAUCAGACAGUUCAUAACGAUUUUGUGUUGUGUUUAAAUGAACUUUAAAACAAUUAUCCGCCUUUUUGACGAAGGUCAGUUUUUUAAUGUUUGCAAUAUGUUUGAAACUAAUUUUUUCUUUAAAUAAACAGCGAGCUGUUAUAUUAUAAUAAAAAUUUGUCACAACUUUUAUGUUGUUUAAGGAUAAAUAAAUAAGAUAUGUUUUA
Messenger RNA from Dreissena polymorpha, 2734 nucleotides. RefSeq lists its product as uncharacterized. Lineage: Eukaryota; Metazoa; Mollusca; Bivalvia; Myida; Dreissenidae. Bases 1397 to 2545 code for a protein of 382 amino acids. The record is from RefSeq and is a predicted model, not a curated record. The transcript has 5 exons.